Molecule: messenger RNA, 3078 nt
Organism: Megalobrama amblycephala (Wuchang bream)
Lineage: Eukaryota; Metazoa; Chordata; Actinopteri; Cypriniformes; Xenocyprididae
Gene: inka2
Product: inka box actin regulator 2
Exons: 3
Coding region: 788-1642 (284 amino acids)
Cellular component (GO): nucleus
Molecular function (GO): protein serine/threonine kinase inhibitor activity; protein kinase binding
Source: RefSeq, a predicted model, not a curated record
UAGAUAGAUAGAUAGAUAGAUAGAUAGAUUUGUAGUUAUUUAAUAGUUAUUAUAUAUUACUACAAUAGGCUACUAUAAAUAGGCUAUAUAAUGAACUUAAAAACUAGUUUACUAAAUUUAUAAGGCUCUCCCCCUCUAACAUCCAAUCAGAGUGGAUCUUAAUAGAGUUAAAGCUGUACAAUUGUAGCUCUAUUGUUAUGCAUGAACCCACCAUUCAUCAUGAACUGACCGCUGGUGUGAGAGCACGACCCGUUUUGUUUACGGACAACCGUUAGUUAAUCCUAUUCAGGAACUUUCCCUUCAAAUCAACGUAAUUGCUACAUGACACCAGAAAUACUUUGACUUCACCGGGUGCUGCUGCUCCUUCGCCUCAGAGAGCGAGGGCUGUAAUGUUAUUUGAAUAUGUAAUCAGAAGUGUGUCAUGAGGUUAGAGAGGAGGAAUAUUAUAUUUAGAACUGACCAAAGCCAACGCGGAGAAAACCAAACACCAUUUUAACCGUUUCUCAGCAGAUAGCGACAUAAAGGAUUGAGUUUUAAUGAAUCAGCCUGCUUUUAGUUUUACAUUAUUUUAAUUGUGUAACACAGCAGUUAUGGGUGAAGAGAGAACGGAACUCGGUGACAUGGAUAGCAACCUUCGGCGUCUAAAACAUGAACUGACUGGCUGGUGAUCGAUCACACUUGUAAGGGAGAGAAGGAACAGAAAACAGGGAGAGAGACGAGAGAAGGAAAGACUGCAGGGUGAAAGAAGGAUUCUUUGUGGCAGUCAGAUGAGUGUCUCCAUGCUCAGAUGAAUUCUGUGGUCGGUGCUCUCCAGGAGCUCAAACUCUUGCAGGUCCAGACUGCGCUGGAGGAGCUGGAGUUCUCUAGCAAAACCAGCCAGGUCUCUCCAUACACCAGCUCGAUGCUCGAUCAGAUAAAUCACAGUUCAAGAAAAACCCACCUGGACCGAACGCGGAAUCCAGAAGAAAUUCUUUCACAAGAAUGUUUCAAGACUGAGCUUACCAUGGAACCAUCUUUGUUCCUCACUAGCUCUCCAGCAGAGAACCACCCUAUUCCCAGGAUACACAAACCCAAGACAGUUCACAGAGGAAGUCUAAGCACAUCUUCCUCUUUUUCCUCUCAGGAAGACACAACCGACAGCCAUUUCUCCUACGAUAUUGACGACUCCAGCGAUUGGACAGCCUCACUGAUGAACCACAGCAGAAACAGACAGCCGUUGGUGUUGGGAGACAAUGUUUUUGCUGAUUUGGUUGGGAACUGGCUGGAUCUGCCGGAUGUUGGACGCCAGACUGCAGGUGAGGAGCAGAAUGACUCAAGGCUCAAAGACACAAUUUUGGAGUCAACAUCUAGCAGUCACUCUCAAGAUCUCUCCAGGAAACUCUCGCUAACCGCUAGCAUCUUCAAACGGGUACUACGCCGCGUUCGACCACGGCACCACCAAGAAAGCGAAGGGAUGGAUGUGUGUAAACAACCAAAGACCGCAUACAGAAAGCCAAAAUCAGAUGUCAGCAAGCCAUUCUGGGUGAGAACAAGAGGAUUGAAGAAGAAAACCACGCCCACUCAGCAAGAGGCCUAUCAGGGCUUAGAGGGUUUGAAUCAUACGCCACCUGUGUAUGAUUACAGCUCAGCUGUGUGGGUUUAAAAGUCUGAUAUAACUCUAUAUGGAAGAGACUGUUACACAUAUUAUUAGUGGUUGUUAGACACAAUUAGUGGACUUUAUAAUCAUAAUUGUUGUAAAAGCAAAAUAUUGUUCAACAUGAUGUUGCAACUGGGAAACUUAUUCCUCUGAGUAGGGUGUUCGUUAUUAAGAUGUCAUGCAUUCAUGUCUGAAACAUACUGAAGUAGUCAAAACUAAAACAUUUUACUGUAAACAAUGAACCCAAAUAACAGCAUCUGAAUUCAAAAUUAAUUCAUUUUUAUCAUUUAUUCUUUGUAUCACAAAUGUGAAGCAAACCCUGAAAGUUGAGUGAUAAACCAUUUGCUACAGAUUUGCUUUCCGCUCACUGAUCUCAGGAUAUAUAUGUUAUAGACCUGUUUCGACGAUUGUGUCACACCCAUUCCACCGUCACAACUCGCCAACUCAUGCAUCAUCUAAAAUUCAGUUUCCCACUCGUAAAUAUGACUCUUGCUCAGUCAUUCAUGUGCUUGGAACUCAUAAUUAUGAUAUUUCCAACUCAACUUGAAGGGCACAUGUGUUUCUGAGCAAUUAAAGGGUUAGUUCACCCAAAAAUUGAAAUUUCUGUCAUUAAGUACGCACCCUCGUAUCGUUCCAAACCCGUAAGACCUUCAUUCAUCUUCAGAAAUUAUAUAUUUCUGAUGAAUUCCAAGAGGUCUUUUUAUUUCCCAUAGAGAGCAAUGUAAUUACCUUCAUUCAAGGUUCAGAAAAGUAGUAACGAAAAAAAAAUUUAAAUAGUCAACGUGACUACAGUGGUUCAACCUUAAUGUCAUAAAGCGACGAGAAUAUUUUUUGUGUGCAAAAACAUAAAAAAAACUUUAUUCAACAAUCUAUUCUCUACCCUGUCAGUCUCCAACGCAGUUGACACAGUGCAGCACUUCCGUGUUCCGUGAAACUAUAAAUUCCAAACAUAUAUUAGGUAAACACAUUUCUUGGAUGUGUUUUUGUGUGUUGGAGACGUAAGCAUGGCAGAGCAAAGAAAACAGAAAAAUAUUAAGUCACAUUGUGUUGGCAUCAAAAAGCUACUGUUUCUCUGAGGUCCCUUGAGUCUCAGUGCUGUUUCUGCUGAUGUUUGUUUCCAUCUCUUUAGGUUUAAAAGGAUGGCUAACUGUCAGUCACUGUGGAAAAUGUCCUGAUUGGUGCAUUUUUUCACAACUGUCUUGCGUUCUUAUUUAAAAAAAAAAAAAAAAAAGCUUUGCGAGUAUAAAGCUGUUUUGUGUUGGACAGAAAAACUAUGCAAUGAUGCUAAACUGCUAUGCAAAAAUGAAAAACUGAACAAAUGCAAAUACCUGCCUGUUUUAUCAGCACCUUCAUGUUGUGUCAUCUAUAAUAGAUACAUGAAACAAAUGGCCUGUAAUAAUCUCUUUACCUGCUCUGAGAGCUAUUCAAUACAUGAUGUAAUG